Molecule: messenger RNA, 2322 nt
Organism: Linum trigynum
Lineage: Eukaryota; Viridiplantae; Streptophyta; Magnoliopsida; Malpighiales; Linaceae
Source: the annotation of a GenBank genome assembly
AUGCCCAAAGCCAAGCUUAAAACGACUACGAAAGACGCCGUUUCGGAGAUGCAGCAACUUCAGUCGGACUUGAUUCGAGGACUGGGUCAACUUCAGCUAAAAAUUGAUGAGAAUCGUCCACUCCAAGAAGCAAGGAGGAGGGUGCUAGAAGAUGAAAUGAUCCCUACACUGAGAGAGCUGAAGUCCAUAAAUGAUGUGGUCUUGGAGGCGCUGGCCGCCGCACACACAACCGGGCCGAAGAACAGCGGCGGCGGCGGUGCAGGGGGCAGUAGCAGGAGCGGGGCGGGAGAACCGCCGGCGGACGGGGGCGAGGAGGCGAGCGCCGCGGUGGCCGCGGACGACGCGCGGAGGGGCAUGGCGGCGGCGGCGGCCGUGGUGAUGGUGGCGGCAGAGCAGUCGAACCUUCAGGCCGUUGCAAUAGAAGCUGUCUCCACUACUGUCGUUCCAUCAUCAACACUGCAGGCCAGUGCGUUGUCCCUGGCCGUUGCAGAAACACCGCACAAGCACGAUGGGGCAUCACAAAUCACCCCGGCCAUUGAUGGGUUCCUUAUUGAGACUAAGAAUGUUGAGGAGGGGUCAAUAACCAUAGAGCAGCCGGCCGCUACGGAGGUUUCCACGAUACUCUCGCCAACUGGGGUUGAAGAAGAAGGCCCAUUUGAGAAGAUCUUUGUCGACCUACAACAGCUUCGGGCGCUCACCGAAACACAACCAACUCCUGAUGUUGUGCGAUCCCUAACCCAUGCUAUUUUCGGAUCGGUACUCGUUCAAUUGAACCGGCCAAUUGAUGGGUGUAAAUUCAGGAGAAAGCCGAGACCACGAGAUGGCCCUGAUCUUGAACCAAAAGAGCAGGGGAAGAAGGCAAUGGCGAGGCGGACGACGCAGGUGCCCGAUGAAGGGAAACCCGACCUGAUGGUCUGCAUAUGGUCGGAGGAGGAAACGAGGCAGAAGAUUAUGGUGGCUGUCGUGAAGGUGUUGACCGAUGAUGAGGCGGCGUCGAAAGUUGGCGGGACUUGCCGUCGGGGAAGCUCUUUGCAACCGAAGGAGGAGUCGAUGGAGAUGGCGAUGACGAUGGUGAGGGACGCGACGAGGGAUGAGGCCGGCGAUUCAUCAUCGUCGUCCAUCACGAGGAGCGGUCCAAUGGGAGCCAAAAUUGGUAAUGCUGCAAGGAUUGAUGAAGUACUGUGGAACACUGAAGAGAGGAUGAGUCCCACACAGGGGAAGCUAGUGGGCGGCCAAUUGCUUGGAGAAAUAGAAGGACAACAGGUAACUACUUGCUUUCACUACAUUACUCCAUGGGAUUUGGUCACAUAUGGGAAACUUGGAAGGAAUCGUGGAGCAGAAAAGUGGUGCGGCCAGGUGAUGGAUAUAACCAGAAAAGAUAAUGGAAAAGAACUUGUUGGGGAGUCGAACUCUACUGAGGGAGCUCGUAUGCUAAGUUGGAGGAACGACUGGCUGUGGUUUGAGGGAGAGCGUGUGCUCUCGAGCGAAUACGCUGGAAGGUGUAUGUGUCAUCGCGAGCGGUUGCGGUUCGAUCAGGCCGCGCGAGACUACAACAAUGGAUUUUUUCUCGGUGGAACCGGCUGCGACCUCGGCAGUCAUGCUCUCAUACAAGUGGCCACAUGGAAAGAACGGAAGGGAUGUAAUCUUCAAAGUUUAAUGGGAAUGUUAAUGAGGUUUGGGGUGACAAUCAUGGGAUUGACUUCAAGCUGCGGGAAUAACGUUGUGCCGGGUUAUAAGCUUGGGUGGGAUGGCAGUAAUAGAGCAAUUAAUUUGGCCGCUACCAUGAAGGACUUCAAGUUCGAAGGAGCUCCUUGUGUGGGAGGAGUUCGAGUGCCUAGCCCCAAUGGAUUCUAUCAUGAUGCUGCUCUGGAGGUGCUACCAUUAGUUAGAGAUGCAAAUCCUGUACCCAUUGGAGUCAUACCCAGCCCUAAGUACCUCAAGGAGUUGGAUGAACGGUGCUUGAUCUUUAGAACUACGGAACAUCAAACCGAGUUUUUUGCGAAGAAGAAUAUGGAGGCCUACAAGGAUGAGUAUCCGGCUGUGGAGCUGGAAUUGGAGGAAGGUAUAACCAGUAACAAGGUGGAGUCUUGUGGUUGCCUCUAUGUCCAUAUCAACUUCAAGGUCAAGGACGUAGAUGGAUCUGUCCAUCUGUUCUUUGCUGAGGCAACUUUCGAUUAUCAACCUGUAGUGUUGUCGCAUUGCAUCCUCGAGCGUGACAUUACUGGUGGUUAUGAGCAUCAUCAGAAAGGCUGUGGAGGCUGUUAUCCUGAUGCUGAUGUCCCAAUAUACCACCCUCGUGGAGAUUAUCUGCAUGGAUACUAG